This is a messenger RNA of Eurytemora carolleeae, 2465 nucleotides long. Its product is annotated as receptor-type tyrosine-protein phosphatase alpha. Gene Ontology annotation, biological process: protein dephosphorylation. NCBI's taxonomy places the organism in Eukaryota, Metazoa, Arthropoda, Copepoda, Calanoida, Temoridae. The record is from RefSeq and is a predicted model, not a curated record. Gene Ontology annotation, molecular function: protein tyrosine phosphatase activity.
AAAGAUGGCAAAUCCCAAUUCAAAUUUUUUCCCUUAAAACCUAUAUUUAUUCAGAACUAGCAUUGUUUUUGACAUAUAAUGAUUGGCCUGUUGCGCUUAUGCAAUUAUAGCAGCUUUAUAGCUUCGCCUUGAGUCUUUCAGCUGUAACCUGUAUGGCCUUAUCAUUCAUAUCUGCUAGAGGAUAUGAUUAAACAAAAAACUCCUUAAUUGUAUAAGCUGAUUAAUUUGGUGAUUUUUUACAGGUAAAAAAUUAAACUAAACAGUUCCUUAUGGGUUUAUUUUUGUGUAUAACUCUUAUAGUUGAUUUCUUAGCCAUUUUACCUAGAGAUACAUUUGUUUUCUUUUAUUUAUCUAAAGGUUCCCACUUACAUUUUAAACUCUAGAACUCUUUAUAUUGGCAAUACAAGCAAUUGUGAAUAAAAAUAGUCCAUGCAAAAUAAUCUGAUUUGAAAAUGGUUUAGUAGUUGUUUUAAGUCAUCUACGACCUGACGUUGCAAAUUGCAGCUGCCAGCUAGCGGGACAGUAGGCAUUACAUAGACUCUAUCUACCUUCUACGCUCUACAUGUGAGGUUCUUAUUUGCGCCCAUCUCCUUCUUCUUUAAAGCAAUGCUUCUCUUCAGAGUUGUUAGAGCAAGGAUUAUUACUGUUAUCUUCAUCUGUUUAUUAUGCCAUCAUCAAUAUAAGAUUCCUGAUUUUUAGGUUUAAUUUAUUAAUGAAAAGUACAGGUGAACUAUAUACUACACCCUUUACACAGUAAACUCAAAGGAUGUGGUCUGGAAGGAAUGUUUUGAAUCUGAAGAAGAAUGUAGCAGGGUCAACAUCCUAGGGAGAGGACGAACAAUGCCAACGGAAGAGAAAAAUUACUUCUGUAAAAGCGGAACAGUGGUGAGUUUCGAAUCAUGUUUGGUGAUCACAGGGAUAGGAGGAUGUCUUAUUUUCCUUGGAUUUCUCUUCAUUGCUUCAAAAUAUGUCCGUAAACUUAAAGGUUCUUCACGAGUAGUAGAGAUGACUCCUUGUCAUCAAAAGAAACUGGAAUUAAAGGAAUCUUCAAACCCACAUAUGGUUUCUUUAUCAAACCCCUUGACUCUGGUAGAAAUAAGCUCACAGAUUAAAGUGGAUGGAGAAGCACUGUUUAAAAAUGCUGAAAAGGAGUUUUACACCAUUGCCAGUACAGCAGACCAACUUAAAGAAAUGUUUAAACACGGAAAUAAACCCGGAAACCAGAAUAAAAAUCCUGAUCCUGAUCUUCUUCCGUACGACAGUAAUAGGGUGGUUCUAAACCCAGGUUCAGAAAAUACGGAUAUAGGGGAUUAUGUGAAUGCUUCUUGGGUCAGACAUGCAAACCUUGACACUGAACUGAUAAUAACUGGAUUACCUACCAGAGAGAACCCUGAAACCCUUCCUGUAUUCUGGAAAAUGAUCAGGGAUUACAAGGUGAAUCAUAUUGUUUUGUUCGUUGAUACAAGAAAAGCAGAACAUUCAGUGUUUUUUCCAGAUGAAAAAGGAACUGAAAAUAGUCUUGAUAUUAUGAGCUCAAUCUACCCGGAGUUAUCUCUGACCCUGACUGAAAAAUCCAAAACUGCAGAACUUGUGGAUUACUUUGAUAUUAGAAUUCAAACCAACAGAUCUUCAAAUUCGGAUCUGGUGGAAAUGCAUAAAGUGAAAAUCCACCAAUUCAAAACUUUACCUGAUUAUAAAGAAAUCAAAGGGACAGCCGCAUAUUUAGAAUGUGUGCAAGAAGUUUGGAGAAAUAUAUCUGCAGAUGACCUCAAUAAAAGUGCAAUUGCUUUUGUCAGUGAUUUGGGUAUAAAACACUCAGCUGUUAUGAUUGCUCUUAUAGCUUUAAUUGCGGAAAAUGAAAAAAAGAAUGAAGUCAACAUUCCCAAGUUGGUUAUGGGUUUACGAAAGGAUAGGAUGAACAUGAUUCCUUCUGUGGAGGACUAUAAGUUUCUAUAUGAUGCUCUGGGUCACUAUUCAAGGGUUAAGGAAUUAUCCUCAAACAAGAAUUUCCUCUCAGUAGAAAACCUUUCAGAAGUUAGACGAAUAAGCGGCAAAUUCAUGAGAAGAGUCAAGUCUCAUUAUGAAAAAGACAAAGUUGUGGAGGAGUUUAAGCUACUUGAAGCAGAGAAGGCUGUUAUGUCACCCAAAUCUAUUGGAGAAAAGGAAGAGAAUCAAAAGUGGAAUUGGGAUCAAGAAGUUUUGCCUUAUGAUUUUAACAGAGUUAUUAUGUGGAAAAGUGAUAAUAGAAGUGAUUACAUCAAUGCCUCAUAUUUCAGAUUUGAGAAUUUUUAUGUUCCCGAUGUGAUAAUAAGCCAAGGACCCUCUCCUCACAUACCGGGAUCUACAGAACGAUUCUGGCAAAUGGCUUCUCAGUCUAAGGCGUCUUGUGUUAUACGACUUGAGUGUACAGCCGCUGAAGAUUACAAACCAGGGCAAGAGAUGAAAUUUGGAAAAAUGUCUCUUAG